Clunio marinus is the source of this 3914-nucleotide messenger RNA. Lineage: Eukaryota; Metazoa; Arthropoda; Insecta; Diptera; Chironomidae. The record is from the annotation of a GenBank genome assembly.
AUGGCGCACAGUCAAGACGAAGAGAGUCUCAGUAGCGAAAUAACCCAAGCAUCGAUUGUCGAGGCGGGUACAACAAAAACAUCAGUAUUUGAGCGACUACAAAAAGGUCGUAAGAAGCUAGCAGUUACAAAUCUCUUGAAUCGCAAGAGCGAACCGAGAGCAAUAGCGAGUCCGGUCGGAAAAUUCAAUACACAGACAAACGAUCAACAGCAACAGCAAGAACAAACGAAGCGUUUCUUUGAGAGCGCGAUGACAGAUCAGAGCGCAGACGCGGGUAACAAUAACGCGGAUAGUAUGGAAAUGGACAAAGCAAUGUUCAAUAGUGAUGGUCAAGCGCUUGCAAAGUCUGGAGUUGUUUCGAGUGAAAAGAAAUCAAAUGGAACAGGAAUAGCCACUUCAGUUUCCCCAGCUACAACGAUAAAUAACAACGUAACAAUUGCACCAUCUAAAAGUAGCUUAAAUCUCAAGCCUGAUACUCCAGAAGACGAAGGCUAUUCAGUUGGAAGUGGUCUUCUGAAGUCUCCUAACCAAGGUACUGAAUUUUAUCCACCAGCGAGAGAAAAAAGUGCAGCAAAUAAUUCACGCUGGGGUGUCAGGGGAGGUGGAAGUCCUGGAUCGGGAGAACCAAACAGUAAUCCCCAAAGUCCUAUGGAUAAUUACAGUGACAUUCAUGGCGGAUCAUCACGACCUAAGUCACGUCAAGACAUGCCAGGCAGUAGUGGCGGUGGUGUUGGUAUGGCUUAUCCAAAUUCUCGCUACAGUGUCUCAAACUUUUGGAAAGCAAGACGUAUUCUCUUCUAUCGAAAUGGUGAUCCAUUUUUUCCUGCAGUUGAAUUUCGUUUCAAACCUGGACGAGACAUAUCAACUUUAGAUAAGUUAUUGGACAAAAUCUCUUCACGGAUGGAUCUUCCACGUGGUGCUCGAUAUAUUUUUUCAAUGGAUGGUGACAGAAAGACAUCGUUAGAUGAAUUGGAAGAUGGAUCAUCUUAUGUUGUGUCAUCAUUUAAACAAUUUAAGCCGGCCAGCUAUGGCAAAAAGAACGGUUUAUGGCAUCAAUCCCCGGGAAAUCAAGGAUGGGGUGGAAAUCGUAGUCGUAAAUCUUCGGUAAUUGAUGCCGAUAAUUUGCCAUCGUCAAGUCUAAAGCCAAGCGCGGGACGUGUUAUAAGGAUAAUUAAUAAUAAUGAUCACAGUGUGCAAUGUCGUGUUUUGUUGAAUUUGCGUACAUCGCAACCGUUUGAAGAAGUUUUAGAGGAUCUAGGUCAAGUAUUAAAAAUGACGGGAGCCAAAAAGAUGUAUACUAACGCAGGGCAGGAAGUGCGAAGUUUCUCGCAAUUAAGAAAUGAGUUUGCUGAGGUUGACACGUUCUAUUUGAGUAACACUUCAGCUGCUCCGGUUAUUCCUUUAGGGCCAGGCUUAGUUGCGUCACCCGUUCGACGUUCAAGAUCACGUGCUAGUUUAACUGGAACUGACACUGGUAUGGAUUCAAAGCCCACCACAAUGGCAGUUCGACAACAGAGAGCAAGAAGCAAAAGUCGACCAAGAGUUUUAUAUGCACCUGAAAAUGACAUGGGACGACCAGCAGUGUUACCACCAAACUCAAAUGCCGUUGCAGAAUAUCCAAUCGAUGGUAUGAAGGAAGAUCCAACACGUGUUGUUAUUAGAGGGUUGAGAAGAACAUUUUAUCCUCCAUUACAUCAUGCGCCAAUCGAUAAUAGCCCACCAGACAAGAAGUUGCUUUUAACAUGGGUUCAUGGAUAUCGUGGCAUCGAUUCAAGACGAAAUUUGUGGGUGUUACCAUCCGGUGAACUUUUAUAUUUCGUUGCAGCUGUUGCAAUUUUAUAUGAUCGUGAAGAAGAGAAUCAACGUCAUUAUACUGGUCACACUGAAGACAUUAUGUGUAUGGAUGUUCACCCAUCUCGUGAACUUGUUGGAUCGGGUCAACGUGGUGGACGAGAUAGAAAAUCUCAAGCGCAUGUUAGAAUUUGGAGUACGGAAUCACUUCAAACUUUAUACGUUUUCGGAAUGGGAGAGUUAGACACGGGAGUUUUGUCAGUUGCUUUUUCACAGUUGAAUGGUGGAAGUUAUAUUUUGGCUGUUGAUGCUGGUCGUGAAAGUAUUUUAUCAGUUUGGCAGUGGCAAUGGGGUCACUUGUUAGGAAAAGUUGCGACUCUUCAAGAAGGAUUAUCGGGCGCUGCUUUUCAUCCUUUAGACGAUAAUUUGUUGAUUACUCAUGGAAGAGGCCAUCUGGCAUUCUGGCAUCGUCGUAAGGAUGGAUUCUUUGAAAAAACGGAUAUAAUAAAACCGCCUUCAAGAACUCAUGUAACAAGUGUACAAUUUGAACCUGAUGGUGAUGUUAUAACAGCAGACAGUGAUGGUUUCAUUACUGUUUAUUCUGUUGAUGCUGAUGGAGCUUAUUUUGUGCGAAUGGAGUUUGAAGCUCAUAACAAAGGAAUCAGUUGUUUGGUCAUGCUUUCAGAAGGAACUUUGUUAUCAGGUGGAGAAAGAGAUCGUAAAAUAGCAGCAUGGGAUUCACUUCAAAACUACAAGCGUAUAACGGAUAUCAAACUUCCUGAAAACGCUGGAGGUGUUCGUACGAUUUAUCCUCAAAGGCCUGGUAGGAACGAUGGAAAUAUUUAUGUUGGAACAACUCGAAACAAUAUUCUCGAAGGAUCCCUUCAAAGGCGUUUUAAUCAAGUUAUAUUUGGACACGGACGGCAAUUAUGGGGAUUAGCAGCACAUCCUGAAGAUGAAUUAUUUGCAACAGCUGGUCAUGAUAAGAAUAUUGCUUUGUGGAGGCGCCACAAACUUAUUUGGACUUCUCAGGUCGGCUAUGAAUGUAUCUCCUUGUCAUUCCAUCCAUUUGGUAGCGCGCUUGCUGCUGGUAGUAGUGAAGGUCACUUGAUAGUUGUAAAUGGUGAAACAGGUUCGACAAUGCUUACAUUGAGAGUGUGUGGUUCUCCUUUGAAUUGUCUCGAAUACAAUCAAAUUGGAGACAUGGUUGCCAUUGGAUCACAAAAUGGGUCCAUUUAUUUAUUCAGAGUUUCACGCGAUGGUUUUUCAUACAAACGAGUCAAUAAAAUUCGUGGAUCACAGCCUUUGACACAUAUUGAUUGGAGUUUGGAUUCCAAUUACUUACAAACAGCUACAAUUGAUUUUGAUCUUUUGUUCUGGGAUGUUAAAGCGCUUUCUGCUGAACGAAGUCCAAUAGCAAUGAAAGACGUCAAAUGGUUGACACACAAUUGUACGGUUGGAUUUAUGGUCGGUGGCAUGUGGAGUAAUCGUUACUAUUCAUCACAAAAUACACUCAUUACAACCGCUAGUCGAGCAAGUGGACAUGAUAUGUUGGCAGGUGGCGAUGCUGAAGGAUAUCUUCGCUUAUUCCGUUAUCCAUGCAUAACGCCACGAGCAGAGUUUGCUGAAGCGAAAGUCUAUUCAGGAACUAUUGCUUGUGCUCGCUUCUUGUAUGGAAUGCGUAGUUUGGUUACUGUUGGCGGUACCGAUGCUUCUCUUAUGCUUUGGGAGCUUGCUGAACGCGGAAUGAUGAGUUCAAUGGCUAGCCCUUGUGGCAGUGAACCAGGAACAGCAAUCGCUUCGUCGGCUGCAUUAAAAUGGGUGAGAGCAAGCUUCAGACGUGAACUCAAGCAGGGAAUCGAUAAUCCACAUGAAAACGGAAAUCCACGACGAAGACCUGACGCAUCAACACUCCCCAUUACAACACCAACGCUUCCCAUUACAACAAAUAAAGUUGAACCAGAAUCAAAUGUUAAGCCCGACUGAAGAGACCGAUGAUGGGACAAUGGAUAAUGAUCGUGUUGAAUAUGCUGUACUUCUUCCAGAUUCGUUCGCAGUUCUUGAUUCAACAUUUGAUCAGCAUUCCCUUUAAAAUUUCAUAACGGCACAAAUUUUAAUGAAAC